This is a messenger RNA of Periophthalmus magnuspinnatus, 2705 nucleotides long. Its product is annotated as tyrosine-protein kinase CSK. Bases 303 to 1655 code for a protein of 450 amino acids. Gene Ontology annotation, biological process: adherens junction organization; regulation of Fc receptor mediated stimulatory signaling pathway; protein phosphorylation. The transcript has 13 exons. The record is from RefSeq and is a predicted model, not a curated record. NCBI's taxonomy places the organism in Eukaryota, Metazoa, Chordata, Actinopteri, Gobiiformes, Gobiidae. Gene Ontology annotation, molecular function: protein tyrosine kinase activity; ATP binding; protein binding.
GCGCUCUGUCCAUUGAGUGGAGACCAUUUCCUCCAGUAGAAGGCCGCAGAGAGCUUCUCCAUACACGCAAAUAAUCAUACACCUAUGCAGACCAAGCACGCAAAAGCAAACCAACGCCUGGAACUGACUUAUCUUUUUAUUGCUAAACCUUGAUGUCAUCCAUCCAGAGGAGACCUGCUGAUGGGCCAUUGUCGCUGAGGUGGAGGCUCGCCUGGACAGCAGCAUUAUCUCUGGCUCUAAUGGUUCUGGCUGAACAGUGACCGCUGCCUACCUGAGGACACCUGUUGCCAUUUCCUUUCAUCAUGUCUGGCAUCCAUGCCCCAUGGUCAUCUGGCACAGAGUGUGUAGCCAAAUAUAACUUUCAGACUGCUAAUGAACAGGACCUUCCCUUUUGUAAAGGAGAUGUAUUGACCAUAAUUGGAGUCACCAGGGAUCCUAACUGGUAUAGAGCAAAGAACACUGGCGGAAGAGAGGGAACCAUUCCAGCAAACUAUGUCCAGAAAAGGGAAGGAGUCAAGUCAGGGGGGAAACUCAGUCUUAUGCCCUGGUUCCAUGGCAAAAUAGCUCGGGAGCAGGCUGAGCGACUCCUCUACCCCCCAGAGACGGGUUUGUUCCUGGUGAGGGAGAGCACCAACUAUCCCGGGGAUUAUACCCUAUGUGUUAGCUGUGAUGGCAAAGUGGAGCACUACCGCAUCAUCUACCACAAUGGCAAGCUCACUAUCGAUGAAGAGGAGUACUUUGAGAACCUCAUGCAGUUGGUGGAACAUUACACCAAAGACGCGGAUGGCCUUUGCACCAGGCUGAUUAAGCCCAAGUUGAUGGAGGGGACAGUUGCGGCACAGGAUGAGUUCUCCAGAAGUGGUUGGGCUUUGAACAGGAAGGACCUAAAGCUUAUUCAAACAAUUGGCAAGGGGGAGUUUGGAGAUGUAAUGGUUGGAGAUUACAGGGGGACCAAGGUGGCUGUCAAGUGUAUCAAAAAUGAUGCCACAGCACAGGCUUUUAUUGCGGAAGCCUCUGUCAUGACGCAACUGAGGCACAACAAUCUGGUCCAGUUGCUUGGGGUAAUUGUAGAGGAGAGAGGGAGUCUUUAUAUUGUCACAGAAUACAUGGCCAAGGGCAGUCUUGUGGACUAUCUGCGAUCUCGAGGGAGGACUGUUUUGGGAGGAGACUGCUUACUAAAGUUUUCACUAGAUGUGUGUGAGGCUAUGGAAUAUUUGGAGGCCAACAACUUUGUCCACAGAGACUUGGCAGCUCGCAAUGUUCUUGUGUCAGAUGACAACAUUGCUAAGGUCAGCGACUUUGGCCUCACCAAAGAGGCCUCCUCCAUACAGGACACUGCCAAAUUGCCUGUCAAAUGGACAUCCCCUGAAGCAUUGAGAGAGAAGCGGUUUUCCACAAAGUCAGAUGUUUGGAGCUAUGGAAUCCUACUCUGGGAGAUUUACUCCUUUGGGCGAGUGCCUUAUCCUAGAAUUCCGCUGAAAGAGGUGGUUCCGCGGGUGGAGAAGGGAUACAAGAUGGACGCUCCGGAUGGCUGCCCUCCUGUGGUGUACGACCUGAUGAAGCAGUGCUGGACUCUGGACCCCAUAAUGCGGCCCUCCUUCCGCAUGCUGAGGGAGAAGCUGCAACAUAUCAGAGCCAAGGAGUUGUACCUGUGAAGAGGAGAUGCAGAGGACUGUAGGGGUCUCUACUAAAGCCUCUUCAGUUUCAGGUGGAGGCAGAUGAGGAGGGACCUGUGGGACUGCCUUACCAUGCCCCCUCUCUCUCCACCCCUCACCCUCCCUGCGACCUUCUUUCACAAAAAAGACUGUUGUUCUGUUUGUGAUGUAAAGCUUUUGCCAGACGGUUUCCUCUACUCUGGAUGGAACUCUUGCUUCUUCCUCCUGACUUGACCUGCCACUGCUCACUUAACUUUUCUCUUUUUAUUCACUCCCCUCCUCCUGAACUUGAGCGUUAACUGGUGGGGAGGCUGGCCUUUUCCUCCAUGUUUGUCAGCUCGUUGUCUUCUUUCUUUCUGUGUUGCUAUGUCAUUCCUGGACUCUUUGAGUUGAAUUUCAGUUCACCUUUGUACCAUUCCAUCCACUCCUCCCUCCCCUCUGCUAAAGGUGUGGGGCCUUCGCUCUGUGCCAAAGUGCCUCCAGUCUACAGAGCUCAAAACAACCCUUCAGCACUUUUUCAGUUGGACUUUUGUGGUUACAUUUUUUUUAUGACUUUUUUAAAGAUUUUUUUUUUUUACUUCUUUUGGUUUUCAGGGAGGUCUUUAAAACCAUUUUAGUGCUUAUUCCCCCACGCUACCCAUCACAAUAAUUUCUUGGAUCCCAGAGUUGGCAUGGACAGCAAGAGAAAGGAGGCCAGUAUCAUGUUCAUCCUCUAGCAGACUAGAAACAACCCAGGAAAAGAAGGACAACCAGAGCAAUGGAGUUAGCAAAGAUAGUUGAAUCGUCAUAUGUGGGCUUGUUUUUUUUAUAUCAAAAUGUAUUUAAAGGAUUAAAAAAAGAACAUGCAUAAAGACUCGGAGAAUUGAAAAAAGGACUUUGAUCAGCCAAGAGGACACGUCUCUUGUUAGAAUGUUCAGUGUCUCUUCUUGAACGCUGGGGUUGGGGUGGUGCAUGCUGUGUGUGAGAGGCCUUGGGUUCAACUGUCAGUGCUUUCAAUGUUUAUUGUUUUAAUAUGCUAUCAUAAAUAUAAAUAAAUCAUUCCAUCUGAAA